UCCAGGACUCCUACCAUGGCCGGUGGGUUGUUUUCUAUAGACAGAGAUUAUUUCCAAGAGAUAGGGACAUAUGACGCAGGUAUGGACAUUUGGGGAGGAGAGAACCUGGAGAUCUCCUUUAGGAUUUGGCAGUGUGGGGGGACGUUGGAGAUCGUGACGUGUUCUCACGUGGGUCACGUGUUCCGGAAGGCCACGCCCUACACGUUUCCAGGGGGAACGGGUCAGAUCAUCAAUAAGAACAACAGACGCCUGGCCGAGGUCUGGAUGGACCAGUUCAAAAACUUCUUCUACAUCAUCUCCCCUGGUGUGACGAAGGUGGACUAUGGUGACAUCACGUCUCGCUCGUCUCUGAGACAGAAGCUGCAGUGUAAACCUUUCAGCUGGUACCUGGAGAACGUCUAUCCUGACUCCCAGAUACCACGACACUACUACUCACUGGGAGAGAUACGUAACGUGGAGACUAACCAGUGUCUGGACAACAUGGCCCGGAAGGAGAACGAGAAAGUUGGCAUCUUCAACUGCCAUGGCAUGGGAGGAAACCAGGUGUUCAGCUACACGGCCAAUAAAGAGAUAAGGACAGAUGACCUGUGUCUAGACGUGUCCAAACUCAACGGUCCUGUCAUGAUGCUCAAGUGUCAUCACCUCAAAGGAAACCAGCUCUGGGAGUAUGACCCCAUGAAGUUGACCCUGAUCCACGUCAAUAGUAACCAGUGUCUGGACAAGGCCAGUGAGGAGGACAGCCAGGUGCCCAGCGUCAGAGACUGUACACACACUCGCUCUCAACAGUGGCUGCUGCGCAACGUCACGCUGCCUGAGAUCUUCUGACCGCCGCCUACACACACACACACACACACACACACACACACACACACACACACACACACACUGAUGGAGAGAGAGAGAGAGUGAGAGGAGGGAAGAGGAGGAGGGCAGAAGGGACAGUCCACGCUGAAUGGGAUGAAGCAGGGCCCUUCUAUGGUGUCUGGGAGAGGGAACAUGUUUGGACUCAAUGGAGGAGAGACUCAUACUUUUAUGAAGAGAGACUGGUGAUGUUUUAAAGAGAGAGACUUGCUCCUGGAGAGACAUGUUGUUAAAGAGAGAGAGAGAGACCUGCUCCUGGAGAGACAUGUUGUUAAAGAGAGAGAGAGACUCACAGAGAGAACUUCCAUGGACAAGGCAGUCUCCCCAACACUGCAAACUCAUCACUUAUGUUUACCUGUGUGUGUGUGUGUGCGUAUAUGUGUGUGUGUGUGUGUGUGUGUGUGUGUGUGUGUGUGUGUGUGUGUGUGUA
Oncorhynchus keta (chum salmon) is the source of this 1291-nucleotide messenger RNA. RefSeq names its product polypeptide N-acetylgalactosaminyltransferase 1. NCBI's taxonomy places the organism in Eukaryota, Metazoa, Chordata, Actinopteri, Salmoniformes, Salmonidae. Gene Ontology annotation, cellular component: Golgi apparatus. The annotation marks the transcript as partial. The transcript is spliced from 6 exons. The record is from RefSeq and is a predicted model, not a curated record.